AUGAAGAAUAAAAAGCCCCCAAAGUAUGCCAGUAUCUGGGAAGCAGUUCUCAUCAUUGACAUCGCUUUGCCAUUGAAGACAGCCAGGGACAGCCAGGGACAGUAUAUUUACAGUAAUUACAAGUAUGAAUGUUACAUUUUCAGAAUGGCGAAUGAAUUUCUACUCCGUUUAUUUUCAUUAAUAUGUUUCGAACUCAUGAGGGAUUCUGAAAGUCUACUAACCUACACACUCCAGGCUUGUUAUGGCAAUGGUUUUGAAGACUUCCUGAGUCCGACUUGUCCAUCGGGUUCCACGAUAUACGUGUAUGAUGUUUACACCUAUUCCAAGAGAAAGGACCGGAAUUGUCCGACAAUAGCCGAUCAAACGAACCGGAACAUUACGUAUUGUUGCAACUACGUCAACGAAACAGAAGAUUGUGGGAAGAGAUAUUAUGGAACGGCCGCACCGUACGAGCACGAGCAUUACUCGCGGUGCUCCGGGCGGCAGACGUGCAGCCCCGGGGUGCAGGCUUCCUGGAACAGUACUGAUGACGUAUGUGACAGCGCCAUUUUUAUGGAAAGAUCCAACUACAUGAAGAUGUGGUACAACUGUCUACCAGAUUCCGGCCUGGUUUCAAUUAGCAACACAUCGCUCACAGCACAAUCUAUCUAUCUGUCAAGCGAGGGAUAUCCGUUAGAAAUGCCUUCCUGUGAUUCCACUUCCGGUUCUGCGUGCACAGUCUCAUCAAGCGGUGUCUCCACGAUUCGUAUCACCGGAUUUGAUUUACAGUUCAGUGAGAGGUCAGGGGAGUGUAAACAAAGACUGUUGAUAACAGAUGGUUCACUUAUUUCUGACGUUGCUUGUGAUGACGUCAACAAUUUUGCUCGAUCUGUUCUCUAUACCAGCCAAUCUACCCGGAUCGAGCUACGAUUAGAUAAUGCAGAUACAUCAACAGGCGGAAAAUUCUGGAUUCAUCUUGAAGCUACAGAUUUAGCGGAACAGAUAACAAUAGAGUGCCAGCACCGUUCGCCUGAAGUCUCGUGUAACGAGACUUUCACGAUAAUCUCGCCAGGCACUGUUACGACAGGAACCACUACGUCUCGCACGACGUUAAUUCCAUCUCCUGCUGCAGCUGGCGCUUCAUCUUCUGACGAUGUCAUUACGACACGUAUUUCUGGAACAUCGCCAACAACUGCUAAAUAUGCCCCAAUUUCAUCAAUUGUGACGACAAAUAAUGUUACAACCGGGACCCAAUCAAAUCUCAACACUACCGUUUCCUACAACAAAAGCCAGAGAACCAACGACAGACAAGAUAGUGGAGAUUCCACUCUUGUGUCUAUUCCUGUUAUAUUACUGGUAUUAGUUGCAGUAGCGGGUUUCAUAUCGUAUCUCUACUGGAAACACAAGAAAAAGAAAGCAAACCAAGUUGUUGAUGACACUCUUGACCCAGCUCUACAGAGCCAUCUACCGGUUAUAACAAGUCUGCCGCCCUCUGUUUCUACGCCCGUGGCAUGGAACGGGCAUGGUGCCAACACAAACAACAAAUCAAACAAAUACGAAAAGGAGCCGACGUUCUUUAGUCUCAAAAUAAACUAAUAUCAUUAAAGCUUAAUAAAUUAAACCUAAUAUCUCGGGAAAGAAGUUUAAGAAGUCGUCAGAUUGCUUCAUAUAGUUUUUUUUCUUAUAUCAUAAAAUUAAAAGUGUAUCGCUACCUAAUAACCUAAUACUAGUAUACAUAAAAUCCUAAAUGAAUCCGUGAUAUUUUAAGAUCUUUAUUUCGUCAUAGAACUGAUGGGAAAAUAUAUAACACUUCAGACAGAAAAAGAAUCCAUUAAAUUGUUACAGUAAUACGUGUUUUAACGACAAACUUUCAUGUUCAAAAUUCUGAAUGUCGCAAAUACAGUCAAAGUCGGAAAAAUUGUAUUUAGCGAAAUACAUUCCACACUUAAAUUUGAUAAUAAUCUCAUACCAGACGAUUGGCUCCACAAAAUACCAAACCUCACUUAAAAAUAUUUUAAAAAUGUGUGACAUGAACCUUCUUUAAACAGAAACCUGAUCAAUAAAAAACAACAGAUAAAUAGCAGAGAGCGUCAGUUGACUUUUGUUCUGUAAAAAUACCCUAAUGUGGCAGACAAAAGCAACUUUGACGUCCAAAAUAUCGUAAUCCUUUUGUGUACUGGAUUAAAGUUUUGAUGUGAUGCUGAUUUUUACAAAAAAAAAAUUAAAAAUUGUUUAUGAGCAAAUUUUUUUUAGGAAGCAACAAAUAUAUGCAAGACGACCUUUAAAAAAUAAAAACGUGUUAUAUUUAUUUAUUGCAAUGAAAGUUAUCUCUCUUACCCGACAAGAAUAUCUUCAGUGAUUAUACAAUGUAUAAUAGCAUGAAGUGUUUGUUUGAAGUAAAGUCAAUGACAACAUGAAAUUGUGAAACCUAUUAUUUAUUAAUGCAUAUCCAUGAUCAAAUCAUUAAUAUCAUUAAUAACAAUUAAAUAAAGAUUUUGUGAAGCCUUUUACGUUAUUGAUGCCUUUUAGUAACAUGCCACUUCUCUCUCUAUUCCUGGAUCCGAUUUCUUAAAAAAAGACACCUGAUGUUUUUACCUCAAAUCCUUAGAACUUACUCCGCUGAGAUUUGUAGUUGCAUUUCUCGAAUCAAACUUAGUAAACUC
This is a messenger RNA of Magallana angulata, 2642 nucleotides long. RefSeq lists its product as uncharacterized. Bases 1 to 1575 code for a protein of 524 amino acids. The record is from RefSeq and is a predicted model, not a curated record. The transcript has 8 exons. NCBI's taxonomy places the organism in Eukaryota, Metazoa, Mollusca, Bivalvia, Ostreida, Ostreidae.